Molecule: messenger RNA, 3641 nt
Organism: Chelmon rostratus (copperband butterflyfish)
Lineage: Eukaryota; Metazoa; Chordata; Actinopteri; Chaetodontiformes; Chaetodontidae
Product: matrix metalloproteinase-17-like
Exons: 10
Coding region: 179-1969 (596 amino acids)
Biological process (GO): extracellular matrix organization; collagen catabolic process; proteolysis
Cellular component (GO): extracellular matrix
Molecular function (GO): zinc ion binding; metalloendopeptidase activity
Source: RefSeq, a predicted model, not a curated record
AUGGUCUCAAGUGUUUUUACCGCCGCCGGUUUUCAUGUGUUUUAUGUGUUUGCGCUCAACAGUGAGGUAGACUUAUUCGGGCUGAUUUUACCGGAGUGUCGGCGUGUGGUUUAUCCCGUGGAUGCGGCUGUCGGGGUCGGUGUCUGAGCCCUGCAGGAUCAGCCUGUCAUAGGGCAUCAUGAUUUUUCCGGCUGUUCACAAGUGGAUGAGGAAUAUUUCUCCGGAGAUGCUGCUGCUGGUGCCGAUAUUGUGGUUUUUACCUCUAACUGGAGCGGCUCCGUCUCUGACUACCGAGCAGCUGGACACCGGGGUGGACUGGCUGAGUAAGUUUGGCUACCUCCCGCCCCCUGACCCAGUGACUGGUCAGCUUCAGACCAAGGAGGCCCUGACCAAGGCCAUCAAAGCCAUGCAGAAGUUCGGGGGGCUGAAGGAGACCGGAGUCUUCGACCAAGCCACUCUGGGUCUAAUGAAAACACCCAGAUGUUCUCUGCCAGAUGUUGCUGAGGCAGAGGUGACGAUGGGCCGCAGGAAACGAGGCCUGACUCCUCAGAACAAAUGGAAUAAGAGGCAUCUAUCGUGGAGAGUGAGGACCUUCCCUAAGGAUUCGGCCUUACUGGGCAGGGACACUGUUCGAGCCCUGAUGUACUACGCCUUGAAGGUCUGGAGCGACAUCGCGCCACUUAACUUCCACGAGGUGGCAGGAAGUGAUGCAGACAUUCAAAUCGACUUCACUAAGGCCGACCACAAUGACGGAUACCCCUUUGAUGGGCCCGGGGGCACCGUGGCGCACGCGUUUUUCCCCGGAGAGAGGUUCACAGCCGGGGAUACGCACUUUGAUGAUGACGAGGCCUGGACCUUCAGAUCACCAGACUCUCACGGGAUGGAUCUGUUUGCGGUCGCAGUCCAUGAGUUCGGUCAUGCCAUCGGCCUGGUCCACACCUCAGCCAUGGAGUCCAUCAUGAGGCCGUACUACCAGGGUCCUGUAGGAGACCCUCUGAAAUACGACCUACCCUAUGAAGACAAGGUCCGCGUCUGGCAGCUCUACGGCGUCAGAGACUCAGUGUCCCACACAAAUCGACCGGGCAGCCCCUCCCAGACGGCUGAGCCUCCUGUCUUGCUGGACCUUCCUGAAAACAGAUCCACUCUCCUGCUGGCGCAAGAUGCCCCCGACAGAUGCACCAGUCACUUUGAUGCCGUGGCCCAAAUACGAGGGGAGGCCUUCUUUUUCAAAGGGAAUUACUUUUGGCGACUAACCAGAGAGAAGCACCUGGUGUCUCUUCGUCCGGCUCAGAUCCAUCGCUUCUGGAGGGGCCUCCCACCCAAUCUGGACAGUGUGGACGCUGUGUAUGAGAGACCAGGGGACCACAAGAUAGUCUUUUUCAAAGGUCUGAAGUACUGGGUAUUUAAAGACAAUAACGUGGAGGAGGGUUAUCCUCGUCCAAUCAGUGACUUUGGCCUGCCCUUGGAGGGAGUGGAUGCUGCCUUUGUCUGGCUACACAACGACAAAACCUACUUCUUCAAGGACAACCACUACUGGCGCUACGAUGACCACCUGAGGCGUAUGGACCUGGGCUACCCUAAAGACAGCACGCUCUGGAAGGGGCUGCCGCCUAACCUGGACGACGCCAUGAGGUGGUCUGAUGGCUCGUCCUAUUUCUUCAAGGGGAAGGAGUACUGGCGAGUGCCGGGCAGUGACAUGGAGGUGGAGGCGGGUUACCCCCGCCUCAUCGCUAAAGACUGGCUGCUGUGCACCGAGAUGCAGUCGGACUCUCCGGACGCGGAGCCCAAAAGCACGGAGACGAGAGGCAACGUGCACCACCACCCGGACCACGCGGAGAAUGGAUACGAGGUGUGCUCCUGCACCUCUGACACCGCCUCGCCUUUGGGCGCCCGCCCCUCCCCGUCUCCCGUGUGGCUGCUGCCACCUCUCUGGACGCUCUCGCUGGCCCUCCGCUCUGAACUGCUAUGAUGCCAAAGCAAGGGACAAAGUUUUCAAGCUGGGUGCAAAAAAGAGACUCUUUGAUGGAGGGCCAAUGGACACUGGUACAACAUUUUGUUCUUAUAAAUAUCGAUUGGUAUGUUUUCGCUGUUAUUUUGCUGUUAUUUAUUUCACAUGCCAUUUGGUGGUCAUCUAAAGCGCCUUGCAGUAUGGAUAGUACAUACAUACACGCAUUAUCAUAUUAUCAUACUGGGGUAUAUCUAGUAGGCAUCAAUACAGUGACAUUGACAAUGCUAGCACCAUGCUGUACAAAUUAACUUACACAGAACCUUAAGUUUUAUCCCUUAGUUUGCUCUUGAAUGGCUAAACCGUCUCAUCUUUGCAAGGGCGUUAAUUGAAUGGGGCUGUUCAGAAAUAUGCUCAAAUAAAAUACAACAGUAUUCCAACAGCACCCAUAAUAAUGACUUUUUCAUGUGCAAGUUUACAGCAAUAAUGAACGGCAUUGUGGGAUGUAGGCAGGUCAGUGGAUAAAUGGCAUCCUGAGAUGCUAACAGGUAGACAGGUGAAUAGAUAUAAAGGUAUAUUUUUACUUUAAAGGAAUGGUUCAACGUUUUGGGAAAUUAAAUAUGCUUAUUAAGUCAGAUGAGAAGAUCAGUACCACACUCAUGUCUGUCUGGUAAGUAUUAAGCUACAGCUUGCAUGACUAGACCAUGAAGAUUAGAAAUGGGGAAACAGCAAACCGGGCUCUGUCCAUGGUAAGAAAAAAAACGAGGUGUAAAAUCAGCAUGUUGACUUUUUACAGUUACUGUGUGCACUGAUAGAUGAAUUUUGUAAUCUUCUGACAGAGCCAGGCUAGCAGUUUGCCCCUGUUUGGAGUCUUUAAGAUGUGCUAAGCUAACCUAACUAAGACUUGGUCGAUCUUCUCAUCUUACUUUUGGCAAGAGAGCAAAAAAGCUUUUUUCCCAGCAUUCUCCACCAAUCAAGAGAUUCAGUUUAGGUUGGUUGCAGUUACGUUUACAGUUAUGACCAUUAUUGGUUUCUGGGUCCAUCCUUCCUUGGGAAAGAGCCUGUACAUUCAGCCUGACAGGAAGAGCUGCCUGACAGGCUCAAACCAGGGCAAACAAUGGCACAGCGUAUAUAGAUACUGCAGUUUAACAGGUGACUGACACUGCGGCAUGUAUCUAGACAGACAGGAGAAACGUACCCUGGGAUGUACUGUAGAUGGAUAGAUAGGUUUACAGAUGAAUGGCCCCAUGGGAUGUUGACAGGAAGAUGAAUGGCAGCCAGGGCUGUAAACAGGUGUACGGGCGAAUGCCAUCCAGAACAGCCACAUGAAGAAAAGGACAGCCUCCGCUCUGGGGGGUGAAACCAAUUAAUGACUUCCUGUAUGACAGAAAGUUCAAAUCCAAGAGUUUCUCAGUGUCGCUUAAUGCCAUUAGCUUCAAUCCCUUACCUGCCCCGCUGCGCUCUUUGAGGAACUGCUGCUCUUGUAUCUCCAUGAAUUCAUCAUUUUCAACCCUGGUACAGAAGCAUUCCCUGCCAUUAUCACAGGCAGUACCGGUUUUGUUGUAUUUUUUGUAAUAAAUAUGGAUAUAUUGUGAUUCCAUAUUGCUCUGAUCAUAUUAUAGUUCACUGAGCCUUUUUCCUCACCGCUGGACAACUUUCCUUCAUCAAUCAAAGCUCCUUCUGGUGAUGUCAUUAG